AUGCGUUUGCUCAUGGUAAUUGCAAUUUUAAUAUUCGCAAUGCCAAUGACUGGAUUCGGCUGGGCCGAGGGCACCAACAUCCUUCUCGAUCCAAAUCUAAUGUGCAAAAAGACACGUCGUCUGCGCGGCAAGUUGGCCGAAAUCUGCCGCCACGAUUCGGCCCUGCUCAAAGAGAUCAUCAUCAAUGGCAUCAACCUGGGCUUCCGCGAAUGCGAGUUUCAGUUCCGCAACCGGCGGUGGAACUGCACCGUUCUGCGCAAGAGCAUGAGGAAAAUCUUAAUGCGCGAUUCCCGAGAGACGGGCUUCGUGAACGCGAUCACAGCCGCCGGAGUGACCUACGCCGUGACGAAGGCCUGCACGAUGGGCCAGCUGGUGGAGUGCUCCUGCGACAAGGCGCACAUGCGCAGGAACGGCGGCCAGCCCCAGAUGGUGACGGCGGCAACCGCAGAGGCGGCACUGGAGCGGCAGCAGCAGGCGGCGAUGCUGCGGCAGCAGGCAACAGGUUCCCCGCAGGAUGCACAUCCCAGCCAGCGGAUGGGCCACAUGAGCAACGCCAGCACCAUGACCGACAUGGCUGCGUUGGAGCAUCGAGGUGGGCGGAAUCGCAGGCCCGGCGGCAGGCGGGGGCGCCGCAAGUUCUGGGACAACAUCAAGUUCCCCGAGGGGCAGUGGGAGUGGGGCGGUUGCAGUGACAAUGUGAACUUUGGCCUGCGGCACUCGCGCGUUUUCCUCGACGCCAAGCAAAGGCAGCGGCGCAGCGAUCUGGGCACGCUAGUGAAGUUCCACAAUAAUAACGCAGGCCGAUUGGCCAUUCGCGAUGCCAUGCGGCUGGAGUGCAAGUGCCACGGGCUGUCCGGCUCCUGCACGGUGAAGACCUGCUGGCUGAAGAUGCCUCCGUUCCGGGAAGUGGCGGGACGACUGCGGGAGCGGUACGACAGCGCCAGGAAGGUGACGCUGCGCAACGACGGGAACAGCUUCAUGCCGGAGAGUCCGCACACGAGGCCGGCGAACAAGUACCAGCUGGUCUUCGCAGACGACUCUCCCGACUUUUGCACGCCCAACUCCAAGACGGGAGCGCUGGGAACCCAGGGCAGGGAGUGCAAUGUGACCAGUGCCGGGACAGAUCGGUGCGAUCGCUUGUGCUGCAAUCGAGGACACACCCGCCGGAUUGUGGAGGAGCAAACCAACUGCAAGUGCGUCUUCAAGUGGUGCUGCGAGGUGACCUGCGAGAAGUGCCUGGAGCACCGGGCGGUGAAUACCUGCCUCUGAGUGCCCGUCAUUGUACUACUUGUAUAUGUAUUACUUUCUUCGGUUUAGUCAGGAAUAGAAUUUUGAAAGCUUUCCAUUUCGCGUGAUAGAAAACACACACUUACAGAGAAAACGUUUUAAGUAUUAACUAACAAGUAAACACGAGUAUCUCUAAUCUUUUAGCUAGUUGUAAAUACGGAAAAAAAUCACAUAAACAUGCCUACGUUAUAUCAUUCAUAUGCAACUCAUGUAAGCCUUGUAAAUAGUCGCAAUAAAAAUGAAGGAAAAACUAA
Molecule: messenger RNA, 1541 nt
Organism: Drosophila erecta
Lineage: Eukaryota; Metazoa; Arthropoda; Insecta; Diptera; Drosophilidae
Gene: Wnt6
Product: protein Wnt-6
Exons: 4
Coding region: 1-1269 (422 amino acids)
Biological process (GO): canonical Wnt signaling pathway; cell fate commitment; neuron differentiation
Cellular component (GO): extracellular region
Molecular function (GO): cytokine activity; frizzled binding
Source: RefSeq, a predicted model, not a curated record